AUGUCGUCAGCAGAACAGACUAAUAUGAGUCGUAUUAUCAAACAAUUAGUGGAUCGUUUGAAUUAUUUGUCAAUCUUGAAAAACGAAAGAGACUUUGGGUAUUCUAAUGCUUCAAUUUUAUACGACACAGUGUAUGACUUUGGACGCCAUACACAUCUUCAACCUGAUUAUCGAAAAUUGUUAACAAAUGAAGAUGAAAAAAUUUUAAAAGAAUUCUUCCCGAUUGGCUUUACCAAACUCGUUGGUUAUACUCCUGGCCUAGUAAAUAAUAUUGAUCCAUCAGAUUUGAAUAUUGCUAGAAGAAAACUAUCACAGAUAUGGUUUCUUAAAAAUGAAUUUCUCAAUUUCUACAAAGAAGUAAGCGGGUGUGGGUUGACACAAGAAAUCAAGGAUGCACUGAAGAAGCUGGAAGAGUCGAACAAUGCGCUCGAAUUCGAUAUUUCGAACUGGACACGACCAGACUACGAUGAAGCUGUGGACAGGCUAUCAGAUGUUCCAAACUUGAACGGUGUACCAGAAAGUCAUGAUUGGUGGACUGAACAACAUCGUCAAAUGUGGAAAAACAAAAAAGAAUGA
This is a messenger RNA of Didymodactylos carnosus, 576 nucleotides long. NCBI's taxonomy places the organism in Eukaryota, Metazoa, Rotifera, Eurotatoria, Philodinida, Philodinidae. The record is from the annotation of a GenBank genome assembly.